UCUAUACUUUUUCCCCCGGAAAACAGCUUUGAUUAAUAUUUCAAGCAUUUUAUAACACAAAAAGCCAAACAACAGGAUAGAAAAGCUGAUUAUGCAGAAAUGAAAGCCAAGCUACACCUAAAGGUCAGAAGGCAAAUGUGCCUAUGUCAAGCACUACAUGCCUUUUGGUUCUUGAACCUGGCAGCUGGAGGAAAAUCAACAUUGCACAAAAACCAAUAGUCCCUGUAACGAAUCCUCUGUUUACUGGAAAACUCUUAUGUAAGUGUUAACAGGUCAGGUGAAAUCCUACAUACUGUACACUUCUGCUUAGCACUAUUCUAACAGGGAUAAGGCAACAUCACUGGACCACAAUGGGAUUUUUUCAAUGUAAAGGCACUUUUGUUUGGUCAGUGUAAAUGGUUCCUACCAGACAGAUGCCACAAUAGCGAUUAUUUCUACAAACAGUAAAGAGAUCAGGAAUUAAACUGGACCCUGGAAAUCAUGCUUUUUUUCUUAUGCUUUUAGGAAGACAGGAUUCUGACUGCUAUACGUGCAUCUUUGACUGACUAUCUGUAACUGUCCCCAAAUUUACUGAUUCAGGAUGAUAUGUAUGAAUAUGAAUACUGUUUAUGUAAAGAGAAGCUUCUUACAUGUGUGCUUAAACCACUGUGUAUAAAUACUUGCAUUCUGCAAAUAAAAUAAAAGACCCCAUGCACUUGCUAACCUUGUAGAGUUCGGGUAUUUGCUCUAAAUAGCAUUAAGUACCUUUUUAUUUUGGGUGAAGCAUAGAUUUGCUCUGCCCAGAAGAUCUUAAACAAAAGAUGGGUAUGAAUGACAGAGCAAGAGACUUUCAGUUUGUAGAGGCAGCUUUGAAUAGAGUAAUAAUCAUGAUUCACAAAACUCAGGAGCAGAAAAGAUGUACAACUAAGCCUGCUAUACCAUAUUUCCAUUACCAGUGGAUAGAGAAGCCUGGGGCUACCUGGUUGUGGACUUUAGGUGAUGGUUCAACAUUGUAACAAUUUUUGAUUUAGAAGUUUAUUUGGACUCCUCAGAAAAUUUAACGCCCAAGGAGAUUUGUUAUCUGAGCUGGAAAAAAAGUGCACAGGAACCCACUGCUCUUCUGAACCCACCAACCACCUCCUUACUGCUGAUUUUGCAAGAUUUUAUGUGUACUUGCUGCACAUCCACGUGGAAGCAGAAUUUGAACUCCUCUGGGUUUUUGGUGGUCUCUGAAGAAAUGCUCCAUAUUUGUGAAAGUGGGACACCAAAGGAACAAGGAGCACCAGAAAAUACAGCAAAAAGACUUCAAACAUUUAGAGACAGCUUCAAGACCUGAGCAACGUUUAAAGGAGCCAGAUGAAUUAGAGGAUUGUAAAAGUACCUCCGCUUUCUCUGAAGCAGUUAUCUAUUCUGGGCCUAAUUCCAAGUCCUGUUAAAUUGAUGGCAAUCCUUCCAUUGGCAUCAGAGGACUGCAGUUUAAAACCUGUGAUGGAGGUGCAAAGCAUCAUCAGAGAGGAUGGAUAAACAGCCUCUGCAGUCAUCCAAAAUUGACAGAGAUAAUGAUGCCAUUGCAUUUGAAAAUAACAUCCAGCAACUGAGCCCAUCUGAAGAGGGGGAAGGAAAGGAAGUUUUUUCCACUGUUGGGGAAACAAAGAGUCAGAGCUGCAAAGAGGGUGAUGAUUUGUCAGACUUAUUCAAUGGAAGUAAAGAGCAGGAAUAUCCAACUGCAUCAGAACAAACAGUUGUAAGAAAUCUCAAGAAUGUAAAAUUUGAGGCUUGUGCUGCACAUCAAGAAAAAGGAGAAAAACAAUGUUUCAACUGUUUUUUCUGCACAUUCACCUCAGUCAAGUUAUCAAGUCUUAGGCGUCAUUUGAAAACCCAUUCAGAUGAGAAACAUCACGUGUGUCACCUCUGCCCGAAGGUUUUCCGUACAGCAACUCUGCUGCACAACCAUGUGAACACACACACAGGGAACAAACCCCAUAAAUGCAGUGAAUGUGACACAGCCUUUGUGACCCGAGGGGAGCUUUCACGACACAGGAGGUACAAACACACUUUGGAGAAGCCUUUCAAGUGCACAAUAUGUGAAUACUCCAGUGUAGAAGCCAGCAAGAUGAGACGCCACGUUCGCUCGCACACGGGAGAGCGGCCCUACCCCUGUCACCUGUGCAGCUAUGCAAGCAAAGAUGCCUACAAACUGAAAAGGCACAUGUUAACUCACACUGGUGAAAAACCCUAUGAAUGUUAUGUUUGCCAAGCCAGAUUCACUCAAAGUGGUACCAUGAAAAUCCAUAUGUUACAGAAGCAUGGAGAAAAUGUGCCAAAACACCAAUGUCCACACUGCAGUACUUUCCUUUCCCGAAAAAGUGAUUUGGGUGUUCACCUGAGGAAUCUGCAUUCCUACAUGGAAGAGGCAGUGAAGUGCAGGGACUGUGAGGCAGUUUUCCAUGAGCGCUACGCUUUCCUCCAGCACAGGAAGACUCACAGGAAUGAGAAAAGAUUCAGAUGUGCUCAGUGCAGCUGCACAUGUAGCCAGAGUAAUAUGUGUAAGCAUGCUGAAAAUUGUGGAUUGGUGAGGGCAAAAACUGCUACACCCAGAAAAGGAAGCAAAGGCAAAAAUAAAAUCCAUGAGAGCCCAAAGCGUGCUAAGCCAGAAGUUGCCCUGAGAUCAUUCCAAGAUAACUCUACUGUGAAAAAUGAACAUUGUGCCAGUGAGAUUGUUCCUGUUUUAGAUGGGACAGAAACAGCAGCUCCGAGGGAACACGGAACAGCAGCAACUCCUUAAGUGGAUCCUCAGCAUGAUGGACAAAUAAUGCACAAACAGACUGGUCCUCCUUGUUCUCAGUAGUUGUAACUGAGCAGUUUAAAGUGUGGAACUACCUCCAAUUAGAAAGAUGGAAAAGGUGCUGGUUGGAAGCUGUUGAAGCCCUUCUGUGCUCAUGUUUCUUCUUGCUGCAGUUCCUACUGUGGAACCUGAAAAUACCUUUGCAAAGUGUGAAAGUUAGAGGCAACUUUCUCUGGUUUAUGACACACAUAUAAUAACUGAAUGGGGAAAAGCAGCUAAUUCCAGAGUAGUUUAUUAAAGAAUAGAUGGGUUGUUUCCCCUUGCAUUUGUCUGUUUCCAGCUUUUCUCACAGAAUUGCAGACUGAUCUGAGGCAAAUUUAUCCCUCAGUAUCACUGAGAGCUGCCUGAAUUUCAGUGCUUAUACUUUGCUGAGGUGAGCACAUGAAAGGCAAUGAUUUUUUAGUACAAGGUACAUUUACUAAAUCUCCUUUCUGCAAACACUUUAGUUUCUAAUCGAAUUCAUGAUGCAAUAGAAUGCAUGACACAAUUUUGUGGAAAAGCACCAUUUUUAUGCCUCAUACUACUGGUAAUUAGAAAGUAAUUUUUUGUCUGAGUUUUUCUCAGCUCAGUUAGCUGGGCAGACAGAACUGCAUGACAAAAAUGGAACAGGGUGACAGAGAAGUGUGGAGGACCCCCUCAUUCUGGGAAUAUAAAACCUUCUGUGGCCCUAAGCUGACUCUUUUGAAUGCAGGUGGGAUCUGUUUUCUUUAUCCUUCCUUUAACCAGCCUUGCAAAUAUUCCCAUCUAAGUUUGUGAUCCUCCAUUUAGCACCAGAUCCAAACCACUCCCACGACUUUGCUUUUAAUUAGCUCUUCAAUAAAGCACAACUGUGUUUUUUAGUAAAGUUCAUGUUUAUAGUAUACUUAAAAAUCAGAAAAAAUUUUACCGUCAAAUACAAUUCUCUAACUUUCCUUAGGUUAUAAGAACUACUGGGUUUAACUCUUAAUAAUUACUAGAGUCAUUACAGUAAGUACUAUUAAUUUUUAUGAUUCAUUACAGUGAUCACAAUUGCCAUUUAUGCACUGUUCACACAUUUUUUUGUCAUUUAUAAUUAAUACUUGGAAGCCUGCUCAUAAAAUCUUAAAUACUUUUUAAAUAUUCAUCUUUAAUGCUGCUAUUCUUAUGUUACAUUUCAUUAUAAAUAAGCACCAGCAUAAAUAACAGAUAUUAAUAAUAUUAGGUCAUUUAACAACUAAAUUGAAUUGAAAUGCCUCAUCCCAAUUUCAAGAUUACCAUCUGUGUUUAACUUCUUUAUGGUGUGGAAUUUGACCAGUAUUAAAUAGUUUGGGU
This is a messenger RNA of Sturnus vulgaris (Common starling), 4114 nucleotides long. NCBI's taxonomy places the organism in Eukaryota, Metazoa, Chordata, Aves, Passeriformes, Sturnidae. The record is from RefSeq and is a predicted model, not a curated record.